Chironomus riparius is the source of this 2145-nucleotide messenger RNA. Lineage: Eukaryota; Metazoa; Arthropoda; Insecta; Diptera; Chironomidae. The record is from the annotation of a GenBank genome assembly.
AUGGAUCUUUCGAUUCCUGAGGGAUUAACAAUAAUCCCAACGAUUGUCCCUAACAAUAACAAUACCAAUAAUAUUAAUAAUAUUGUACCGAGUGCAACUAUUAGCACGGCGUCAGCGACUCCAAUUAAUCCAUCAAGUAAUAAUAAUGAAAAUGGAAGUCAGAGUGAAACUAGAUACCCAAGAAGAGUCUUAAGACCAAGAACUGAACCACGGUCUUAUGCUGAAAUUGAAUCACCGGAUAUAAAUUUUAAUAACGGUGCUGAAAAGUCAAAUGGAGAUUAUGAUUCGGAAGAUGAUGAUGAUGACGAUGCCCCAAUGCCUGAAGUUGAAUUCAAGGAAUUGUCUGCAGCUGAAAUAUGGGAACGAGAACGUACACUUCGAAAGUUGAGAGAAGAAUUGAGGAAUGAGGAAACCAAAUUAAUUCUGCUUAAGAAAAUUAAGCAUUCACAACAAGUUAUGAAAGAGAAUAAGACUCCAGCCAAUCUUUCACAUGGUGCUCAAAACCUAACAUCAAAUUAUAAUAAUCCAUUAUCGAUGCUUUCGAAGGGAAGCUUGACUGUAAUCCCCACGAACAUGGUUCCAACUGAUUAUAAGACCACAAACAGGCAGUCAUCAUACAAUGACCAAGCUCAGUGCUUUCCAUUACCAAGAGGUCAAUCGUUGCCAGGUGGAGCAACUCUUACAACUGGAACCUCAUCAAGAACUCCUUUCAUUCAAGGAAAAACUGUUCUUGAAGGACGGUCUUCAUCAAAUUUGUCAAUUACUCCAUCAGUUACUAUCACACCGACUUCUGGUCCGGUUAUGAAUCUUAAGACUAAAAAUCAACAAAACUCGAAUUUGAACAAUUCAGUUUCCAUCACCCCGACUGCAUCGAUUUCGAUCAGCCAGAAUACAUCUAUGAACCAAUCUUCAAGAAAUUCAAUGGAAGAUAAUCAAACGGCUGCACAGAAGCAAGCAGCAGCUAAGCUUGCUUUAAGGAAGCAAUUGGAAAAGACUUUGCUUCAAAUCCCACCACCAAAACCCCCACCGCCAGAGAUGCACUUCAUCCCAAAUCCAGCAAACGGAGAAUUUGUCUAUUUAUUGGGUUUGGAGCAUGUUGUCGAUUAUUUGACAAAGGAUAAGAAAGUUACACCCCAACCACAGCAGCCAUUCCGUUGUGCACAAUGUAAGAUCGAUUUUACUCCAGUCUGGAAGAUGGAAAAAGAUAAACGUGCGGGUGCUGAUCAAACACCUCGUAUAAUUUGUGAAUCAUGUGUCACAACAAAUGUUAAGAAGGCUCUAAAAGCUGAGCAUACAAAUCGUUUGAAGGCCGCUUUUGUUAAAGCAUUGCAACAAGAACAAGAAAUAGAACAGCGCAUGGCAUCACAAAGCUCAUCGAAUAAUGCAACUGACUAUUCGAUUCAUUCUCCAGCCACACCACAACCAUCACCAAGUGUCACGAUUCAGCCACAAAUUCAAACGCCUCAAACAGCACCAGUUGCUAAUUCGCCAGCACCAGUUCAGAAUUCACGUAUGGACAGAAUGGAGAGAAUGGAAAGAAUGGAACGAAUGGAUACAACACCAUCACGUUCAUCUCGUCCUGCACCAACUCCUCCGACUAAUAAUACACAAACUCCACCACCAUCAUCUCAAAAUUCAUCGAGAAAUUCAUCACGUCAUUCGUCAGCUGCUGCUGCAGCGGCAGCAGCAAAUGAUCCAAUGUCAAGCAUGAGUUUUGCAGCUCAACUUAAUGCCCUUAGUAGUCUUGCUAGUUUAGGCAACUUUGGCAAUUUGGGAUCUUUGUCUAAUAUGGGAAAUUUUGGAAAUCAGUCACAAGCUGCUGCUGCUAUGCAAGCAUUUCAGCAACAGCUUUUCAGAGGAAUGUCCUCAAAUAAUCAAGCUCAGAAUUUGGCUGCACAGAUGCAGUUUGGUCCAUUAUUAUAUUCUUAUCAAUUGGCUAUGGCACAAGCUGCCGCAGCAGCUCAACAGCAACAAGCUCCGAGCACUAAAGCAAAAUCUUCAUCCAAGCCGAGUAGUAAGAACUCAUCAAACAUGGCUCUAGAUAUGCAAAGAGCAUUAGACAUGCAACGUCAGUAUCUGGAAAUGCUGGCAAAUGCACAACAAAUGCCCAAUCAACGUGGACAUAGUAACUGGAAAAAUAAUUAA